UUCCGAUUAAAUGGUAAGAGAAAAGGAAUUUUGGGGGGAAAAUGGUCCAACGAAAUGCGAGAGGAGAAGACAGUCGCCCGCAGUUCCGGACGAAGUAGGCGGGCUACGCCGUUUUGGCUCUUCCGACCAGAACUGGAGACGUCACGAGGGUUUUCUGUCUUGAACUCUCUGCAGCUCAGAAACCCUACCAGAAUGUUUUAUUUCCAUCAAGAAUUUGCGGCUUCUGUAGGGUAAUAUAGUUUUGGAGAAGAAGAGAAGAGAAGAGAACCGACUAAUAGCCGAACCCUCUGUUCAGUUGCCGCCGCUGAGACGCUGCAGAAUCUCGGAACUGAGGUACGACGAUGGACCUUCUUGUUACUAUUCUAUAAAUUGGUCGCCUUGGAGCUUAUGUUAUCUCUGUUUCGGCUGCUCGGUGUUUGCUUGGAGUUUUUGGUUCCGCGUUGAUUCCUCAAUGUCCUUGGGUCUUCUGAGACUCCGAGUAGCAUCUGUUUUCAGAUGGGUCUCCUCGGCUUGCCCCGGGAACCACUUGGGACCGGCCAAAAUCGGAACUUGGCCACCUGGGUCGUUUCACAUUGCUAUGAUGAAACCUCGAUUGUACAGGACAAAGAGAGUUUCUUCGGAAAAUUCUGCGGCUAAAGAUGUGGUUAGGAUAUCUAGGGCGACUCGGAAACUAGCCCAAGUUGCCCUCCUAGACUACCUGCACUGCACCAGAAGCUUGCAGUUCAUGCUCGCGGAGCAUAUAAGCAAGAACUCGCCAGUGUUCCUCGAGACACUCUUAAAGAAGGUCAAUUGCGAGGGUGAUGUUCAGCGGUCGGUGACCCGCUUCUUGCGUUAUCAUCCGAUAAAUGAGUUCGAGCCUUUCUUUGAGAGUAUAGGUCUGGAACCGUGCGAAUACAAUCCGCUGCUUUCGCAGAAUCUGAUGUUCUUAAGUGACGAUGAUACUUUGCUGGAGAACUAUCAUGAGUUAUGUCACUACGGGGUCGAACGGAAUAAGAUUGGAAGGAUAUUUAAAGGGGCCUCCGAAGUUUUCCGGUAUGACUCUGGGAUCUUGAUGUCAAAGAUCCGAGUUUAUGAGGAGCUUGGGCUUAGUAAGUCUCUUGUAAUCAAGAUUAUUGUUUCUAGUCCUUAUCUCUUGAUUGGGGAUGUGAACCAGGACUUUGUUGAAGUGUUAGAGAGGUUGAAGGGGAUCGGGGUUGAGUUCAGUUGGCUUGAGGAGGUUUUCCCUGAUGGUGUCUACAUUAGAUGGAGUCAGAUCCAUGGGCUAUUAGACCUAUUUAGUCAGAUGGGCUGCAAUGAGGAGCAGUUGAACCAAUUGAUCCAUCAGCAUCCUGAGAUUCUGUUUGAUGGCUCUGGGGGCAGGACACUUUCCCUCAUCGGCUUUCUCCUCAAAUUUGGGUCUACACUGCAUGGUCUAUCCCCAAUUUUUCUUCAGUUUCCAGGAAUCCAACUUGGGAAGUUCGUUUCAAACUUGAGGCAGUGUUUUCUCUUCCUUUCUGAGAUUGACAUGGAGAGUUGUGACAUUGGCAGAAUCUUGCGAUCUCACCCGUCACUGUUGGGUCAAUGCACUCUGAAGAAACCCAACAGUAUACUUGCUCAACUAAAUGUUGGGAAGAGGCGACUUCGUAAAAUCAUCCUAGAAGAUCCAAACCAAAUGAAGAAUUGGGUCAUGGGAUCAAAGAUCGAGCGAUUACCCAGCUUGGGUGAGGACCAUGGAUCAUUAAUGGAAAGGAUUAAGUUCUUGUCCGGCUUGGGAUAUGUGGACGAGUCCAGUGCAAUGAAAAAGGCUCUCGAGCGGUUCCGAGGUAGAGGAGGAGAGCUCCAGGAAAGAUUCAAUUGCCUCGUGGAAGCAGGCCUGGACCCGAAGGAUGUCCUCGAGAUGGUCAGAGUGGCUCCUCAGAUACUGAACCAGUCCAAGGAUUUGAUCAACAGGAAGAUAGACUUCCUUGUGAACAGUUUGGGCUAUCCCGUCUCGACCCUAGUGAAGUUCCCAGCGUAUCUUAACUAUCAUAUCAAGAGGGUCAAACUUAGAUACUCAAUGCACAAGUGGUUGGUAGAUGAAGGAACAAGCGAUCCUAAGUUAUCCCUUUGUACCAUAAUCACGACUACAGAGAGAGCAUUCAUUAAGCAUCAAGUAAAUCAUCACCCGAACGGCUUGCAAGUUUUCCAAGACCUGAAGAGAGAAAUAUAUGCUUCAGUAAGCUAGUUUUUACUGAACAGUGUUCCGAUUUUUUUUCAUCGUGAAAACAUUUACCCAGCCCAGCAUCACUUGUUCCAUAGGUGGGAAGAUGGAUUCUUUUUGAAAAUGAAUCAUUUCUAUCUUCUUGUAUGUAUAGUUCUCUCUCUUAUCUGCUUUCCUAGCAUUGCAUAUCCUGCAACUGUCUGAGGUUAUUCAUGGCAUUUGGAAUUA
Molecule: messenger RNA, 2407 nt
Organism: Punica granatum (pomegranate)
Lineage: Eukaryota; Viridiplantae; Streptophyta; Magnoliopsida; Myrtales; Lythraceae
Source: RefSeq, a predicted model, not a curated record